Molecule: messenger RNA, 1657 nt
Organism: Saprolegnia diclina VS20
Lineage: Eukaryota; Oomycota; Saprolegniomycetes; Saprolegniales; Saprolegniaceae
Exons: 1
Coding region: 1-1596 (531 amino acids)
Molecular function (GO): copper ion binding; oxidoreductase activity
Source: RefSeq, a predicted model, not a curated record
AUGCGAUCCCUCCUCCUCUGCGCCCUCUCCUUGUUGGUUGCGCUCGCCGCCGCGCGGGACGGGUGCUACAACACCAAGGACGUGCAUGAGACGCUUGUGAUUUCGAGUGGGUCCGGGUCGCCCGACUGCGUCACCAACAACAAGCUCCUCUUGGUGAACGGGUCCUUCACGGGCCCGACGUUGACCAUGCACAAAGGCGACAAGCUCCACUUGACGAUCGUGAACGAGCUCGACUCGAUGUUCUCGAUGCACAUCCACGGCGCGACCCAGUUCGGUACGCCCUUCUCGGACGGCGCCGCCGGCAUCAACGCCAUUCCGAUGCAGCCCCACUCGAGUGUGACGCGUUCGACUGUCAUGCACGAGGCCGGCACGUUCUUCUACCACGCGCAUCUGAAGCUUAUGGACAUGCACGUCUACGGCGCGCUCAUCGUCAAGGAACACGGCGAGAAGUAUGACGACCUCGUUUUGAUGCUCUCCGACUACUGGCACGCCGACCUCGAUACGCUUCAUUACGGUCUCCUCGACGCCCCGGCCUUUCAAUUCGUCGGUUUUCCCCAAGCGUUCUUGACCAACGGCCGCGGCAACGUCGGCAACUGCUCGUCGGGCGUUGACACGAGCUUGAUGACGCUGCGUGUCAAGCCCCGUACGACGUACCGGCUGCGCAUCAUUGGCGGCACGUCGCUCUUUGGCGUGCAUUUUCGCAUUCCCGAGCACAAGCUCACGAUCGUCGAGAUUGAGGGCACCAAGGUGGCGCCGAAAGCUGUCGACUACGUCGAGGUGCUCCCUGGCCAGCGCUACACGGCCCUCCUCACGACGGACCAGCCCGUCGACAAUUACUUUAUGCAAAUCGAUGGCCGGUGGCGCGCCGGCGCCCCCCGCAACGGCCUCUCGGUGCUCCAGUACGAAGGUGCGCCGAGCGCGCCGACGUCGCCGUCGACGCUCCUUCCGUAUGUGACCGAGACGGUCAAUUUUAUGGACCAGUUUGAACCGACGACGCGCUUGAACAUGCCGGCGACCGCGGAUGUCAUUGUGCACCUCCAAGGCAAGCAGAUCGCGUUCGGUGCCGAUGGCAAGCAGCGCCGGUGGGCCAUGAACAACAUCACGUAUGUCAAACAAAUGACGACGAGUGUGCUUGAAGCUGUCAUCGCCAACCAGCUUGGCGCGCUGCCCGACAACUCGCGGCCGUCAACGAGCAUCACGAAAGGCCAGGUCGUCGACGUCGUCUUGGAGAACGCGGUCGCACUCAACGGCGUCUGCGAGAUGCAUCCGUGGCACCUCCACGGCCACAGCUUUUGGGUUGUCGGUGCUGGUGCGGGUGCAUACGAUGCGGCCGCACCCUCUGCAGCCAAGCCCUUCAAGCGCGACGUCGUUGGCGUCUACCCGUACCACGCAGCGUACAACCAGCCAGUGGGCACCGCGGGGGCGCCGUGCGGCUGGACGCGCAUUCGGUUUGUCGCUGAUAACGUUGGCGUCUGGCCGCUCCACUGCCACGUGGCGUCGCAUUUCGACAUGGGCAUGGCCACAGUGUUUGUUGUUGGCGAAGACGACCUUCAUAACCCCGAGAUUGUCGCCGCGCUCCGUGCUGCUUCGGCAUGAAAGUCGUAUAGUUAUGAAUAAUACCAGUUCCUUCAAGUACAUUUGCGUUGAUAAACCUUCU